Messenger RNA from Lachancea lanzarotensis, 1722 nucleotides. Its product is annotated as LALA0S05e03224g1_1. The record is from RefSeq and is a predicted model, not a curated record. The transcript has a single exon. Gene Ontology annotation, biological process: transmembrane transport; carbohydrate transport. Gene Ontology annotation, molecular function: carbohydrate:proton symporter activity. Gene Ontology annotation, cellular component: plasma membrane. Lineage: Eukaryota; Fungi; Ascomycota; Saccharomycetes; Saccharomycetales; Saccharomycetaceae. Bases 1 to 1722 code for a protein of 573 amino acids.
AUGUCAGCCUCUGGUGCUUACCAAAACGGUACAGCAGCUACGGCUACGCCCGUGGACUUGCACUCCACCGUGAGUCACGGCUCCCAAUUGUCUACGCCCUCCAACAAGGCGUCCCGCGACGACCUCAAAGACACUCGCUUCCCAGAGGACGCCCUUGAAAAAGAAGUGGACAUCCCAAAAAAACCUGCUUCCGCCUACCUCACCGUGGUGCUGCUAUGUUUGUGUGUCGCCUUCGGUGGUUUCGUUUUCGGCUGGGAUACCGGUACCAUUUCCGGUUUCGUCCAGCAAACGGACUUUAAGCGUAGAUUUGGUCAGGUCAACAAGGAAGGUGUGCCUUACUUGUCUAACGUGAGAACUGGUUUGAUUGUGGCUAUUUUGAACAUUGGUUGUGCCUUUGGAGGUAUCAUCUUGUCCAAAGUCGGUGACAUGUACGGUCGUCGUAUCGGUCUAAUGGUCGUUGUGGUUGUCUACGUUAUCGGAAUCAUCAUUCAAAUCGCGUCCAUCGACAAAUGGUACCAGUACUUCAUUGGCAGAAUCAUCUCCGGUCUUGGUAUCGGUGGUAUCGCUGUUCUUUCGCCAAUGUUGAUUUCUGAAGUCGCCCCAAAGCAUUUGAGAGGUACUUUGAUUGCCUGUUUCCAAUUGAUGAUCACCUUCGGUAUUUUCUUGGGUUACUGCACCAACUACGGUGUCAAGACCUACUCCAACUCUGUCCAAUGGAGAGUUCCUCUUGGUCUAUGUUUCGCCUGGGCCCUAUUCAUGAUUGGCGGUAUGUCUUUUGUUCCAGAGUCUCCUCGUUACUUGGUUGAAAAGAGCAAGCUCGAAGAAGCCAAGCGUUCUAUCGCUAGAUCCAACAAAGUCAGCAUGGAGGACCCAGCUGUUCAAGUUGAGCUUGACUUAAUUUUGGCCGGUGUUGAAGCCGAGAGAAUGGCCGGAUCUGCUUCUUGGAAAGAACUUUUCUCCACCAAGACCAAAGUGUUUCAACGUUUGAUUAUGGGUAUCAUGAUUCAAUCUUUGCAACAAUUGACCGGUGACAACUACUUUUUCUACUACGGUACUACUAUUUUCAAGGCUGUUGGUUUGACCGAUUCUUUCCAAACCGCCAUUGUCAUUGGUAUUGUAAACUUUGCCUCCACUUUUGUCGGUAUCUACACCGUUGAGAAAUUCGGUCGUCGUAAGUGUUUACUAUGGGGUGCCGCUUCCAUGGUUGCUUGUUUUGUCGUUUACGCUUCCGUCGGUGUUACCAGACUAUAUCCUCAGGGCGCUGACCACCCUGAGUUUUCAAACAAGGGCGCCGGUAACUGUAUGAUUGUUUUCACCUGUUUCUACAUUUUCUGCUUUGCCACCACCUGGGCCCCAAUGGCUUACGUUGUUGUUGCCGAAUCUUACCCAUUGAGAGUUAAAUCCAAGUGUAUGGCUAUUGCCACCGCUUCCAACUGGCUAUGGGGUUUCUUGAUUGCCUUUUUCACUCCAUUCAUCACCACCGCUAUCCACUUCUACUACGGUUACGUCUUCAUGGGCUGCUUGGUGUUUGCCUUCUUCUACGUUUUCUUCUUUGUCCCAGAGACUAAGGGUUUGACUUUGGAAGAAGUCCAAGAACUAUGGGAAGAAGGUGUUUUGCCGUGGAAGUCUGCUGAUUGGUUGCCACCAUCUAGAAGAGGUGCUGAUUACAACAAUGAAGCAUUGAUGCACGACGACAAGCCAUGGUACAAGAGAAUGAUCUAA